UCCGUUCUUCGCACUCUUUCUCCUUCCUCUCUCACUUCGCUGUAAAAUACCCCUCUCUCUCUCUCUCUCUCUCUCUCUCUCUCUCUCUCUCUCUUAGGGCGUUCGCCAUGGGGAACGCUCGUGAGAUCGCGGGGCUCCUCAUCGUCCUCCUCGUCGCGGUUGCUCCGACGCGCGCCUUCUAUCUCCCCGGAGUCGCUCCUCGCGAUUUCCAGCUGGAUGAUGAACUGCAGGUUAAAGUGAAUAAACUUUCAUCAACAAAGACACAACUUCCAUAUGAUUACUAUUUCUUGGAGUAUUGUAAGCCUCUAAAGAUAGUGAACAGUGCUGAGAAUUUGGGAGAGGUCCUUCGUGGUGACCGGAUUGAGAAUUCUGUAUAUGCAUUCAAAAUGGGAAGGGAUGAGAACUGCAAAGUAGCUUGUCGGGUGAAGCUCAAUCAAGAAGCUGCAAAGAAUUUCAAAGAAAAGAUUGAUGAUGAAUAUCGUGUGAACAUGAUCUUGGAUAACCUUCCUGUUGCAGUUCCUCGACAAAGGACAGAUGCAAGCCAAGCAACAAGCUAUGAACAUGGUUUUAGAGUUGGUCUUAAGAGUAAGGAUGGCAAGUAUUACAUAAAUAACCACCUGAGUUUCAAGGUCAGGUACCAUAAGGACCAAGAAUCUGAGGAUGCUCGUAUUGUUGGUUUUGAGGUGAUUCCAAUCAGUGUAAAGCAUGAAUACAACGACUGGGACGAUAAGAAUCCUAGAUUGGUAACGUGCAACCCCAACACGAAGAUAACUCCUGGCAGCAAUAACCUGCAGGAAGUAGCUGCUGACACGCACAUCGUAUUCUCGUACGAUGUCACCUUUCAGCCCAGCGAAAUCAAAUGGGCGUCUCGUUGGGACACGUACCUCCUCAUGAACGAUGAUCAGAUUCACUGGUUCUCGAUCAUCAACUCAUUAAUGAUCGUCCUAUUCCUCUCCGGCAUGGUUGCCAUGAUCAUGUUAAGAACUCUUUAUAAAGAUAUUGCAAACUACAAUCAGCUCGAUAGUCAAGAUGAAGCCCAGGAGGAGACUGGGUGGAAACUACUUCAUGGUGACGUAUUCAGGCCGCCUGUCCACUCCGGCCUUCUCUGUGUAUAUGUUGGGUCGGGCGUUCAGUUUUUCGGGAUGACACUAGUCACUAUGAUAUUUGCCCUACUAGGUUUCCUCUCUCCCUCCAACCGCGGGGGCCUAAUGACUGCCAUGGUUCUUCUCUGGGUCUUUAUGGGCCUGUUUGCUGGAUAUGCGUCAGCCCGUCUCUAUAAAAUGUUCAAAGGCACUGACUGGAAGAAAAUAACACUUAAAACUGCGUUCAUGUUCCCCGGCAUCAUCUUCACCAUAUUCUUCUUUUUAAAUGCUUUAAUCUGGGGGGAGAAGUCAUCGGGUGCAGUUCCUUUUGGGACCAUGUUUGCCCUAGUUCUACUAUGGUUUGGUAUUUCUGUGCCAUUAGUCUUUGCUGGAAGCUUCCUCGGAUACAAGAAACCGGCAAUUGAGGAUCCUGUGAAAACCAACAAAAUCCCUAGGCAAAUCCCUGAGCAGGCAUGGUACAUGCAGCCAUUGUUCUCCAUCCUGGUUGGCGGUAUUCUCCCCUUCGGCGCUGUUUUCAUCGAGCUCUUCUUUAUCCUCACAUCCAUCUGGCUGAACCAAUUCUACUACAUCUUCGGGUUCCUCUUUAUAGUAUUCCUUAUUCUUCUUGUGACGUGUGCGGAGAUCACGAUCGUUCUUUGCUACUUCCAACUGUGCAGCGAGGACUACCACUGGUGGUGGAGGGCGUAUUUGACUGCAGGUUCCUCCGCAAUUUACCUCUUUGCCUACUCAAUCUUCUAUUUCUUCACGAAGCUGGAGAUCACAAAGGUCGUUUCGGGCAUUCUCUACUUUGGGUACAUGUUGAUCGGGUCCUAUGCUUUCUUCGUUCUCACAGGGACUAUUGGCUUCUACUCGUGCUUCUGGUUUGUGCGGAAAAUCUAUUCCUCUGUGAAGAUCGAUUGAUGAGGAUGAUGGGGGCAGAGGUGUGCUUUUGGAUGGUUCUAAAAGCAUCUGGACAUAGUUGAGGGUUUUCUACAGAGAUGGGAGGAUUGGGAGAGAAGUUUCAUAGGAAGGUUCGCAAAAUUUGAGUACUUAGAGAUUAGUAAUUUUGGUUGGAGGCAAGAUAAUGUGGUAAUUUCUGGUAGUUAUUAUAACUAAAACAUGUUUUCUCUUGUUUCUCUUUUCUGUGUUGUAACGUCUCCAAAUUUUCAUUGUUCCUAAGUUUUAUCAGUGGCUAGCAAAGGUUAAAUAGGAAAAUCUUUGCUGUGGAGCCGCAUGAAUCGUAGGCAUCUUGUUUCA
Messenger RNA from Ananas comosus (pineapple), 2339 nucleotides. RefSeq names its product transmembrane 9 superfamily member 7-like. Gene Ontology annotation, cellular component: membrane. The record is from RefSeq and is a predicted model, not a curated record. The transcript is spliced from 7 exons. NCBI's taxonomy places the organism in Eukaryota, Viridiplantae, Streptophyta, Magnoliopsida, Poales, Bromeliaceae. Gene Ontology annotation, biological process: protein localization to membrane. Bases 108 to 2003 code for a protein of 631 amino acids.